AUGGUUCUCCACUGCAAAUUCUGCAGUAAAAAAUACCCUACUCAGAAACAGGUCAAGUCGCACCAGUGGCAAUGUAGGAACAACCCAGGACGCAAGAAGAGUAUUCCCGGGAAAAGGAAAUGGCGCGGAGAACAAAAGACAACACCAGGCCUCCGAGAUUCUGGCUUACCCAACGAUGGACUGGAGAGCGAUUUUGAGAUGGAGGAUCUUUCCGAUGGGGAUGAUAGUCCAAGAGACGCCAGCAUGAGAGGGAGUGAGCCAGAGGAUGCAGGGAUAGAGAUUGCGCAAGCUGACAAUGUGGAGAAUUCUAACCUUGAUGACGAAAACUUCGAUUUUGGCGACACGAGGUCCGCCCAUUCCCUGUCUCAGGCGCCGUUUGCAGCUGGGGCGUCUCGUGGUCCGACUCGGAUAGGCGCCGAUGAGCCAAUGGCGCCUGCCCCUGGCGCUCUCAUCUCCCGUGCACCAUCCCCAGCUCCAGAGUUAUCGAGUCAGACUUCUGAUAGCAGUCACUCAGGCGGCACCAAUGACGGGGGAUACUACACAGAACCCAAUUGCUACAAGAUCUUCCGGUACUACCCUCACGGAAAACCCUCCUAUAUCCCCGAUCAAUUUGUAACCCUCAACGACAUUGCGGAUGCACCUACAUUCGCUUCAUCACAUCGCGUUCCACCCCCUCAGCCAUCGUCGUCAGCCUCUACCACAUCAGACUCUACCCUAUUUCCAAACGAGACCACCCACAUGAUGAUGAACUGCCCGAAUUUCAAUCUCGAUGACGCGAGGGCUAUCCAGGUCAAGACAGAGCUUCGUCGAAUAGAUAAAUUCCGAAGCGGACCUGCCUCCUUAAUUCCUGCACCUGAUCCAUGGCUGGAGGGAUCCACGACAUUCCGCAUGGCUGCUUCUGUCGUCAAGUCGGCCCUCCAGGAGCCCGCUGCGGAGAGGUUCCACCUUUUCCCGUACCGAGAAUUCUUGCUCAAACACGGCACAUUCCCCCCAACAUCUCCUCACCAGACUGACGAGCUCUUUUCGGAGCUCUACACCUCACCAGCCUUUCACGAUGAACAUCAAAAACUAGUAGACUCUACACCGCCAGGGGAGCUUGAGCCUGUGGUCAUUGCCAUUGCCCUCUAUUCUGAUGGAACCCAUUUAACCAGCUUCGGCAGUGCGACACUCUGGCCGAUUUAUCUCUACAUUGGGAACCAGUCGAAAUACGAGAGGGCAAAACCAUCAUCAUUCUCCGCCCAUCAUCUCGCGUAUAUCCCGGAACUUGACAAGACAUACGAAAAGGCUUUUUUCGAAGCCUUUGGGAAGCUCCCUAUUGCAGAGGAGAUGACACAUGCUCGUCGGGAGUUCAUUCAGGCAAUCUGGCUAUUCCUACUCAACCCUGACUUUAUGGUGGCUUACGAGCAUGGUGUUGAGUGGGAGUUUGCUGAUGGCGUUGUCCGUCGGUGGUUUCUAGGGAUGGUCAAGGGGUUUUAA
Coprinopsis cinerea okayama7#130 is the source of this 1476-nucleotide messenger RNA. RefSeq lists its product as hypothetical. The transcript has 4 exons. NCBI's taxonomy places the organism in Eukaryota, Fungi, Basidiomycota, Agaricomycetes, Agaricales, Psathyrellaceae. The record is from RefSeq and is a predicted model, not a curated record. The coding region runs from base 1 to 1476 and encodes 491 amino acids.